Messenger RNA from Ceratosolen solmsi marchali, 1107 nucleotides. RefSeq names its product defective proboscis extension response 18. NCBI's taxonomy places the organism in Eukaryota, Metazoa, Arthropoda, Insecta, Hymenoptera, Agaonidae. The coding region runs from base 82 to 1107 and encodes 341 amino acids. Gene Ontology annotation, biological process: synapse organization. The transcript is spliced from 6 exons. The record is from RefSeq and is a predicted model, not a curated record. Gene Ontology annotation, cellular component: neuron projection membrane.
UUUUGUCGUACAGGACCUUCAAGUACGUUAAUUCGAAUGAAAUUGGGGUCGAGCCUCGGGGGAUGCGAGUGCUAAGGGAGGAUGUCUUUGGAUCAUAAUUGGAGGUCAAGGCUAAUCUUGAUUGUAACGACUGCGUCGAUAGUUACAGGGAACUAUCAUUUCUACGAUAUCUCGAAUUUCCAAGAGCAUUAUGCUGAUUUCCAAAAGCUGUUUAAUAAUGUGACUCGUGCUUAUGAACACAUCAAAAUCAGACACGAACAGCGUAUUCAACAUGACUUCACGGGCUCCAAUCCUUUGAAAGUUCCCCGACUGAGGCACCAUCAUGUUGCACACAGAGGACCUUAUUUUGAAAAUGCCGAAGGUCAGGAAAUCAAUGGUUCCAAUAACAUGGCACAUCUGGGCGAUACCGCACUUCUCGACUGCCGAGUCGUGAUGUUGUCUGGUAAAAUGGUCAUGUGGCUUCGACAGAGUCCUGAUAAAGCACUGCUCACUGUAGGCAAGAAUACGCACACAAGUGAUCCUCGAUAUUCAGUGAAAUUUAAAUACCCGAACAACUGGCGACUGGCCAUCUCUGCAAUUCAAAAAGAAGACGGAGGCUUGUAUGUCUGCCAAGUGAAUACGCAUCCACCGAAGAUGCUCAUAACUAACGUCACCAUUCUAGCGCCUGAAAUACGAAUCGUGGAUGAAGCUAAUCACGAGCUACGCGACCGGUAUUACAAAACCGGAAGUAUCAUGGAGCUGACAUGCAUUGCGCGACCAUCACGGCCUGGCUCGAAGGUACCUCAUCCGGUAUGGAGGAAAAAUAACGAAAUACUACCGGACCACGUCAACGUUUAUCAUACCAAUGGGACGGACAACGAAUUAUUAUCACGAAUUCGAAUUGAACAUGCAAAGAAGAGCGAUAGCGGACAGUUUAGCUGUACCAUUGGACAGUUUAGUACAACGCUGGUGAAUAUUCAUAUACUCAAUGGUGAAAAACAGGCGGCAGUUCAUCACGAUCAGUGGAAUGCAGGCAGACCCACUAAUCAGCGCAGAAUCAACGAAGCGCUUCGCAAUGCUUUGGCCGCCUUCUUAUUUCUCACCUUUACUAUCGGUUAUUUAUUAUGA